AUGCACCACCUGUCGACCUCCUCUUCGCGCGCCGUUCGUCGUGCUGCCGCAAAAGCCGCAAAGCCCAUACUGGCUCGCGGUGCCCACAAGGAAAUUAAGUUCUCCAAUGAGGGCAGGGCAUCCAUUCUGAAGGGUGUGGAUGUUUUGGCCAACGCAGUCAGUGUGACGCUUGGACCAAAAGGUCGUAAUGUGAUAAUUGAACAGUCAUUUGGCGGACCCAAAAUUACCAAGGACGGUGUUACGGUUGCAAAGUCCAUUUCUCUCAAGGAUAAGUUCGAAAACCUUGGUGCUCGACUCGUGCAAGACGUUGCCCAAAAAACGAACGAAGUUGCCGGUGACGGGACAACAACAGCCACAGUCCUUGCUCGUGCUAUCUACUCGGAGGGUGUAAAAAAUGUCGCGGCCGGCUGCAAUCCCAUGGACCUCCGUCGAGGUUCGCAAGCUGCCGUCGACAAGGUCGUCCAGUUCUUGUCUGCUAAUGCCAAAACCAUUACGACAACGGCUGAGAUUGCCCAAGUCGCGACCAUCUCGGCCAAUGGUGAUACCCACGUCGGCAACUUGAUAGCCCAGGCUAUGGAGAAAGUCGGAAAGGAGGGUGUCAUUACGGUGAAGGAGGGACGUACCAUCGACGACGAGAUUGAGAUCACCGAGGGCAUGCGCUUCGACCGUGGAUUCAUCUCCCCCUAUUUCAUCACCGAUGUCAAGACACAGAAAGUUGAAUUUGAGAAGCCCCUCAUCCUCCUCAGCGAAAAGAAGAUAUCCGUUCUCCAGGAUAUCCUUCCUUCCCUUGAGGCAGCUGCCCAGGCUCGACGACCUCUUGUCAUCAUCGCUGAAGAUAUUGACGGCGAAGCUCUUGCUGCCUGCAUCCUCAACAAGCUCCGUGGACAACUCCAGGUUGCUGCCGUGAAAGCUCCCGGCUUCGGCGACAACCGCAAGUCUAUUCUCGGCGAUCUCGCUAUCCUCACCGGCGGCACUGUGUUCACCGACGAGCUCGACAUCAAGCUCGAGCGUGCUACUUCCGACCUCCUGGGCUCAACUGGCUCCAUCACGAUCACCAAGGACGACACCAUCGUCCUUAAUGGCGAAGGUUCCAAGGACGCCAUCCAAGCCCGUUGUGAACAAAUCCGUGCUGUCAUCGCUGAUACCACCACUUCCGACUACGACCGCACUAAGUUGCAAGAACGUCUCGCCAAGCUCAGCGGUGGUGUCGCCGUCAUUAAGGUUGGCGGUGCAAGCGAAGUUGAGGUUGGUGAGAAGAAGGACCGCUAUGACGACGCGCUGAAUGCCACCCGUGCCGCCGUUGAAGAGGGUAUUCUCCCCGGUGGUGGUGUUGCUCUCCUCAAAGCCAGUUUAAUGCUCGCCACCAACUCCCCGGGAAGCACAUCGACGUCGUCGCCAACAUCACCGAAUGCUGAAGUCAUUCCUACCGCCAACUUCGACCAGGAACUGGGUGUUGGCAUCAUCCGUCGUGCCCUUACCAACCCUGCUCGUACUAUCCUCAAGAACGCUGGCGAGGAGUCCUCUGUCAUCGUCGGCACUCUCCUGUCUCAGUAUGGCACUGAGGACAAGUUCACUUGGGGAUAUGACGCUGCGAAAGGGGAAUAUGUUGACAUGAUCAAGGCCGGUAUCGUCGACCCUCUGAAGGUUGUACGCACGGCAUUGGUUGAUGCCUCCGGUGUUGCCAGCCUUCUCACUACUAGUGAGUGCUGUGUCGUUGAUGCUCCGGAAGACGACAAGCCUGCUGGUGGUAUGCCAGGUAUGGGAGGCAUGGGUGGUAUGGGCGGCUUCUAA
Pleurotus ostreatus (oyster mushroom) is the source of this 1791-nucleotide messenger RNA. It is a transcript of the gene HSP60, whose product is annotated as chaperonin. Gene Ontology annotation, molecular function: ATP-dependent protein folding chaperone; ATP binding; protein-folding chaperone binding. Gene Ontology annotation, biological process: apoptotic mitochondrial changes; protein refolding; protein import into mitochondrial intermembrane space. The coding region runs from base 1 to 1791 and encodes 596 amino acids. Gene Ontology annotation, cellular component: mitochondrial matrix; mitochondrial inner membrane. The record is from RefSeq and is a predicted model, not a curated record. NCBI's taxonomy places the organism in Eukaryota, Fungi, Basidiomycota, Agaricomycetes, Agaricales, Pleurotaceae. The transcript is spliced from 4 exons.